This is a messenger RNA of Drosophila pseudoobscura, 1069 nucleotides long. It is a transcript of the gene lft, whose product is annotated as Limb expression 1 family member lowfat. The coding region runs from base 173 to 982 and encodes 269 amino acids. Lineage: Eukaryota; Metazoa; Arthropoda; Insecta; Diptera; Drosophilidae. The record is from RefSeq and is a predicted model, not a curated record. Gene Ontology annotation, biological process: autophagosome maturation. The transcript is spliced from 5 exons. Gene Ontology annotation, cellular component: cytoplasm.
GAACAUAAUAACCCUUGCACAACUACAAUGACGAAUUCAGUUACAAUUUUGACUUGAAGUCUAACCUGUUUCAAUGUUUUCUCACCUGAAGGUGACUUUUACUGUUCAAUGAUAUAGUUAGAAGUGAUAAAUCUACAUAUGAAUGUUUAAUUAAGUAGAUAUUAUCUUCAUAAUGGUAUACCCUGAGGAACCCUUUUGGGUUUUACCCACGGUAACUGGAUUUUACGAAGAUAGAGAUUAUAGAGUAAAUGUAGUGGAAGCACUUCAAGAAUUUUGGCAAAUGAAACAGUCACGAGGAGCGGACCUUAAAAACGGCGCACUUGUAAUAUACGAAUCGAUUCCGUCCAAUAGCCAGCCUUAUGUAUGUUUCGUAACACUGCCUGGGGGUAGUUGCUUUGGUAGCUUUCAGAACUGUCCAACAAAGGCGGAAGCAAGACGUAGCUCGGCUAAAAUUGCUUUAAUGAACUCCGUAUUUAAUGAACAUCCGUCGCGUCGAAUUAGCGACGAGUUUAUUUUGAAGGCAGUACAGGAUGCACGUGCUUCCUUUAAAACAACACUACAAGGCAAUGAAGGGACAGAAUCUGGAAUCGAAGCUUUCAGGUUUAUGCUGGAAGCAAAUAAGGGAAGAACCAUGUUGGAAUUCCAAGAAUUGAUGACUGUAUUCCAGCUCCUGCAUUGGAAUGGGUCUUUGAAGGCAAUGCGAGAACGCCAGUGUUCAAGGCAAGAAGUAGUGGCGCACUAUUCAAACCGCAGUCUAGAUGACGAAAUGCGUGCACAGAUGUCUUUAGAUUGGAUAGCUCGUGAACAUGAUAGCCCUGGCGUUAUCCGAAGGGAGUUGCUUUUGGCCGAGCGCGAGCUAGAGACUUCUCGUAUGGCUGGUCGGGAAUUACGCUUCCCAAAAGAAAAAAAGGACAUAUUAAUGAUAGCUCAUAAUCAGCUGGGUGGAAGUAACUUGAACUCGGCAUCUAUUGAUCAUUUAUAAUAACAAAAGAAAACUGAUCUAUUGCGAAGUCAAAUUGAACAGAUAUUUAUAAAAUACAAAAAUCUCUCAUUGAGAACAAAAUGAUUA